AUGUGGACAACCUUCGGAUCACAGUGCUCGGCCUGUUUAGUUCUGACCCUCGGGGUCUCUUUCUCUCUCGCAACUCCCGGACCAUGGCUGACGCCCCCGGACUGGAACUUCCUCAAGCAUCAAGACCUCAAGGUGGGCCAGGAGUUCCUCCCUCCCGUAGGGCCGCAGGGAUCGAGCUCGAAGCUCCUCGCGCAGCAGAUUUCGGUCGCCAUCUCCGCGCACGUGAGCGUGGAGGACGUGUUGGUCGACGAAUCAGGAGCCACCCUGCGAGGGUUCACCGUCAACUCUAACCCUGGGAGCAUCUUCGAGGAGGACGGGGUAGAGAUCAUGCAAGCAGCGCAGCUGUUUCACGUCAGCGACGACCUCUACAGUCAGCUCGUUAUCCUGGCGACCAACUUCAGGAAGCAGCUCUUCGUGUUCCACGCGCACGUCUCUGGCUCCGAGGUGUCCUUGGGUCCCUCGAAGAUGGUGGACGAGGACGUCAACAGAGCCUUCGUCGUCGGAGUGUCUCGUCAGAACUUCGUGAUCGCCUACAGCAGGCGGACGGGAAGUCCUGGAACCUUGCUGGCAUCAGGAAGAGUAAACCCUAAGAACGAUCAAGUGCUACUGGAGCAGCCACUCCCACUCAUGGAGGAGUCUUCCUCAGACUUAUGUCUUGCGACCAACGGCUACUUGUUGUAUGCUUCUGCAGUCACCAACUCGUCGAUCCAACAUGGCAUCACCCUAGGCAUUGCUAUCAGGUCCGACAUGUCAAACAAUCCUCCUGAUAGCGUGUUGUGGAACCCGAUCGUCCUGUCUGUCGCUGAUGCCAAGAAGAUCGUCUGGCAAGAUCAGGACAUCUACCCUGGCAGCAUGACGUGUUCUUCGAUCAACCAGACUGGAAGUCUGAGCACGCUAGUGAGCUGGAGGCACAAGUCCCCCGUGAAGGACUGCGGAGCCUUUCCAACUCCACCCCACGCCCACUCGACGCCGCCAGGGAUCGUCAAGAAAGGAGAGAGAGUGCAGGUGAAGUGUGAUGAUGGUUACCGCCCGGUCAACGUCUCUUCCAACAGCACGACGAGUCCACUGUGUCUGCCGUCAGGAACGUUCGAGGACAGCAUCACGUGCGUUCCUGUCUCAUGUGGGAGAUAUCCACCUCCUCCCAACGCCUCCGUCUUCCCGGCAGAUGACGUCACUUUCGGAGGAGGAGUGACGAUCGUGUGCGAGAAGGGCUACAUCCUAUCCGACGGAGGCAACGCGGCCCCGACUUGCCAGGCUGACGGCUCAUUCACGCAGGGGAAGACGUGCGAGCAGGAGAGGGAAGGAACUUGCGGGGCUUAUCCGGGGCUGCUCAACGGGCAGGUGAUGCCGCCAGGUUCCCUUCCCGUGUGGGGUUCGAUCAAUCUCACGUGCAACGACGGCUACCGCCUGGUCGUCAACUACAGAGGAGGAGAGGACAGGGCGAGCCCCCGAUGCGUCUCCUCGUUGGGCAGGAUGGAGAUUGACACUGUGUUUGACAAUUCAUACGAUCGGUCAGGCUACGUGACAGGGACGCCCAUCAGCCGCCCUCGCGCGGACUUCUCCCACAUCCUCGACGCUCGCUGCGAUCCUGUGAGCUGCGGCUCCUUGCUCCCUCCUCGGUAUGGCUUCGUGGAGCCGGUCGGAGAAGUUUUCUUCCCCGGCAUCGUGAGGAUCCGCUGCGACGAGGGCUUCGUGCUGUCUGAGGAAGGCAGUGCUUCUCCCCGCUGCCUCGCCAACGGGACGUUCGAGCUGGGUAAGACCUGCAUCUCAGGAGGACUGACGACGAUCGUGAUCGGGAUGAGCAGCGGGGAGAUCGCCAACUUGUCCCGCACGCUAGUGUCUGAGAGAGGCGCCAUGCACAUGAGCUCCCUGCGCCUCUGGCCAUGGCAGGUGCGAUCGACCUACGGCAGCUGGACGGAGGUCCGCAAGUGCAACGGCAUGGUCGGCUUCAUCGCCUGCGUGAGCGCACCUGCUGAAGUAGGAGCUCGCGGCGACUGCCUCCUCCCCUUCGAUCCCUCAGCCGUCCAGUCGCAGACCUUCGCCGCGGGGGCGAUGCCGGGCGGCACUUGCAACGCCACAGGGAUCGCAUGCACGGGAGACUGCAGGGGAAAGCCGGCGGAGGUUGCGGUGCUCGAGAUCGUGUGCGGCCUCCUCCUGGACGUCAGCGGAGGGCUGAUGAUCUUCCUUGCCUUCGUUGGGCCCGCCUGCCCCAUGGGGAAGGGGGAUGAAGUCUUCCCUUCCCAGCUGGAGUUCAGCAUCAUCCCCAGCAGCAGGGCAUUGCUUGACAGGCAUGCGUCCAGCAUGUUCGCUCCCUUGUUGUCGUCUCCUCACUCGCACCGCAACCAAGUUGUCCUGACCUACGUCAGCGAUGUGACGGGGGAGCCCCAGGUCGUCGAUGCCUACGUCAACGCGUCUGCCAUCUUAGCUGGGGCUGACGUGAGGCUGGUGGUGGAGGACCUGCUGCACUGGAACAAGACGCAGCCCCUCGGGUUCCUCCUGGGUUUCCAACGAUCCUUCAGCUGGCCCACCGUCGCAGCGCAGACGUUCACAGUCACGUCCUCUGUCGCUGCGAGGUCCGUGGUGUGCGAGCAGGAGCAGGCUGCCAGCGUCCUUGUCCUCUCCAACAUGAGCGAGACUCUCGAGGCAACCAGGGCGCAGUGCAGGACAAGGCUGAACUUAACGCUCCCGACCGCAGCUGAGGCCUCGAUCCCCGUCCGGACGUGCUUGAAGCGACGGGAUGCGCAGCAGCUUGUCAACGACAUCAUCCUGCAGAGGAGGAUCGUCAAGAACCAUGUCGCUGACCCCCUCGCCAUCUCCUGCGGGGCCUCCUGGCACGUCCCUCAGGUCUGCGAGCUAGUCCAGGGUUGCCUCAUCGAUGCCGUCAACAGCAAGUGGUGGUCGACCUUCCUCCCCUUCUACGAUCUCAGAACCUCCGACAUGUACCUCCAAUACCGCGCUCCUGUCACCCGUCACUUUUACGAUGUCUUCCUCCAACUGCUCCCCUUCACAACCAACACCACCUGCCUUGUCGUUGCCUCCGCUACCUCCCGACAAUACGCUGCCAACCAAAACCACGGUGAGGGGUAUUGCAUGCUCUCGAAGCUCAUGGAGUCCUGCUCCCUGAGCCAGCACGAGGUUGUCAGUCAAGAUACCUGCCCCUCCCUCCCCAUGGCAGAAUGUCUCCUCCAGAGCCCGCGGCAUCCCUCCGACGCCGUCCUGUACCAUCUCUUCGACUACUCGGCAACCACUGCUGCUCUCUUCACCGCCCAAGGAGCUCCGGAGCGCUAUUUCCCUCAGCCCGACCCGAGGCUGUAG
Guillardia theta CCMP2712 is the source of this 3315-nucleotide messenger RNA. RefSeq lists its product as hypothetical. Gene Ontology annotation, biological process: response to cytokine; heterophilic cell-cell adhesion; leukocyte tethering or rolling. The coding region runs from base 1 to 3315 and encodes 1104 amino acids. NCBI's taxonomy places the organism in Eukaryota, Cryptophyceae, Pyrenomonadales, Geminigeraceae. Gene Ontology annotation, molecular function: sialic acid binding; oligosaccharide binding. Gene Ontology annotation, cellular component: external side of plasma membrane. The record is from RefSeq and is a predicted model, not a curated record. The transcript is spliced from 5 exons.